This is a messenger RNA of Haemonchus placei, 1830 nucleotides long. The record is from the annotation of a GenBank genome assembly. NCBI's taxonomy places the organism in Eukaryota, Metazoa, Nematoda, Chromadorea, Rhabditida, Trichostrongylidae.
GCCACACUUGCAAAUGUUUGUUUAGAUGGCGUAUUUUGGGUUGAGCAAAGUGCAACCACUGGAAAGAGGGAGCUCUACUUCCAUUCCUGUAAGCCUUCAUCGACAAGCGUCAGAUGGGCUCCUCAACAGUCUGUGCAAAACUGCGUUCAUGAAUACGGUGGUGGGUCAUUUCUUCCGCUCAGUGACGGCUCAGUCAUCUACAGCACAAUAGAUGGUGUGUUUCACCAGAAAGCACCGGAGGCACCACCUGUUCAGUUAGCUGACUCGAAUGAGAAGAAGCUACGGUAUGCUGACUUUUCCGUAUCUGGAACUCACAUAUUCUGUGUGAACGAAUCUCAUCUACAGCCUGGGGUUGAUCCAGAGAAUCGAAUAAUCUCAAUCGAUAUGGUGACAAAAGAGCAAAAAGUUGUGGCAAGCGGAGCAGAUUUCUAUGCCUCGCCUCGCGUAUCAGCGGACGGUAAGAGAUUAGUAUGGAUGCAAUGGAAUCAUGUGAACAUGCCAUGGGACGAAACAUCAAUUCACCUUGCUGUAUUACACGACGAUGGUACCAUUUCCAAUGAAAUCAACUACUAUUGUCCUAGUUGGGAAGAGCAAGAUUUACUCAUGAUAAAUGACUCCACCAAUUUUUGGAAUCUUUACGAAGUUGACUUAGGAGAAGAGUUUAAGGAGAAAAGUGUGUUCCCUGUCGAUCAUGAAAUAGGAUAUCCGCUUUGGCAACUUGCCGAUCGACCGUAUGCCUCUAAUGGAUCCUGUAUUAUAAUGAAUGUCAACGGACGUCUAAUGCUACGACGCGAUAUGGCCGUAAGAGAAGUGCCAACACCAGGAUACACAGUGUUCUCACAUUUGAGCAUCACAGAUGCUGAUGUGGCCUAUGCAAUCGCAUCUGGUCCGAGGAAGGCAUCAUGUGUGUUACAAAUCGAUUUAUCCAAAGAAGAAUCGGAGCCAACCAUUGAUGUGAUACGUACCGCACGUGAUGACAAAGAUAUAGAAGCUCUCGAUAUUUCCGAACCAGAGCAUCUAGAAUUUCAAUCCGACGGUGUUCCGGUGUCAGCUUGGUUCUACAAGCCCAAGAAUCGCCACUUUACCGGUCCUGCGGCUAUGCUGCCACCAGUACUGGUUCUAGGCCACGGUGGUCCAACUGCUGUUGCUGUGAAUUCACUGGACUUGAAGAAGCAGUUCUUCACCUCGCGAGGCUUCGCUGUGUUGGACGUUAACUAUCGUGGAUCGACUGGAUUUGGCACUAAUUUCAGAAAUAUGUUGAAGGGUCAAUGGGGUGUGGUCGACCGUGAUGACAUGAUCGCAGCAGCUCGUUCGGUAAUAGCACGGCGACUUGUUGACGCUGAUAAGGUGUGCAUUCAAGGGAGUUCGGCAGGAGGUUAUCUCGUACUAUCCGCACUGAUUCACUCGGACGUCUUCAAAGCAGCGGUCUGCGCGUACGGAGUGGCAGACCUAAUAGGACUAGCAAAGGAUACCCACAAAUUCGAACGAGGAUACAACCAAACACUCAUUGGUAAGUAUCCAGAAGAAGAACAAAUCUACAAGGACCGUAGCCCGAUUAAUCACAUUGACCGACUACAAACUCCGAUCGCAUUUUUGCAUGGUAAGGAGGAUACAGUAGUGCCUGUCAGUCAGAGUAUUGAAAUGUAUGACAAGUUGCGAAAGAAGGGUGUCACAACAGCAUUAAUGCUCUUCGAAGAUGAAGGGCAUGGUUUCCGCGGUCCGGAUGCGAUAAGGCGAAGCACCGAAGCGACGUAUGUCUUUCUAUGUAAAGCCCUAGGAAUCAAGCCGUCGAUUUCAUCUGAUGUAAGUGGACUUCAGCUUUCGAAAUAG